AUGGCGGCACAACCCUUGGUGGUCGACACGAAGGUGGUCGAUACGAACAGCCAUGAUGUCGACCAAAACCAUAUAAACGACGAGGUCGACGAGGAAGAAGAAGACAUUGCAUCUGAUCUGGACCAGCCAAACAAUGAGCCCAAUGAGCCAGGGCCGCAGAUAGACCCACUUGACGACUUCCUCAAGCCCCUCGUCCUGGACGAAGGAAUCCUCUACAAUCUGGCCCGUCGUUUUUCCGAAGUAUAUCGGCAUCUCGCCCUGACCUCGGACCAACAGUUUCUUCCCACUCCGGUAACGCGACUGCCCACUGGGGAAGAAGUUGGCCGUUAUCUGGCCAUCGACGUCGGCGGCAGCAAUCUCAGAGUCGCCUUCAUCGAACUGCUGGGCGAAGAUGCUGACUCCGAUAAGGGUACCGCGGACGCAUCCGACAAGUCACGUGAUACGAUCAGAAAGGCACAGAGGCCGCGUGUGAGGCGGACGUUGGAGAAAGCAUGGCCGAUCCAGGAGCAUCUGAAGAAGGAUAAAGCCGACGACCUGUUUUCAUGGAUCGGCGAUUGCAUUGCGGAGGUGGUGGCCGACAGUCUCACCUCGGAUGCGACCAAAGGCGACAUUCCGGACGAGCUAGAGAUGGGCAUCACUUUCAGCUUCCCUAUCAUGCAGGAAUCAGUCACGGAAGCCACCUUGAUGCCAAUGGGCAAGGGUUUCGCCAUCACGUCCGAUCUCAACCUCCGUAAUAUGCUCCUCUCGGGCUAUGAGAAGCAUACGAGACGUCCCGACGAAGAAGAGGAACCGUCGUCCAAGCGGCGGAAACUCUUCGCGUUACCAAAGUUGAAGAUUACCGCCAUCACCAAUGACACUGUUGCAACGCUUAUUUCUUUGGCAUACAGCGUAAAGUCUUUACCAAACAGUCGAGUAGCGAUGGGUAUAAUUGUCGGGACCGGCUGUAACGCUACGAUCCCAAUGCGACUGUCAGAUCUCCACGAGUCUAAAGCCAGACUGGUCAAUUCCAAAGAUCCAGAAGCCACCCAGACUGUGGUUAAUACAGAAUGGACGAUUUCCGGUGCGGCGCCGCCCCUUAAGGAGCUGAACAUCACCACAAAGUGGGAUACCCAACUAGAUAACGCAUGCGCUCGCCCUGGCUUCCAGCCCUUUGAGUACAUGACCGGUGGCCGGUACAUCGGAGAACUGGUUCGCAUCGUGCUGUUCGAUUACCUCACCACCGUGGUUGGGCUCUCCAAGAAAGACCUCCCUGCUGCGCUGGUGCAGGAAUACGCUUUGAACACCACAUUCCUAUCAGAGAAGGUUGCUCGGAGCCGAUCAGAUCAGGAAUUGGCCACCGAGUUGGCACGGUCCCUUCCACCACCCGAGUCAAGCGACUGGAAUUGGGAUGCACACUCUGCAGGAGCGUUCCGGAAGAUAGCCAGGGCCGUCCAGACACGGUCGGCAGGGCUCAUCGCUGCGGCAGUUGUUGGGCUUCUUGCGUGUACGCGCGAGAUCCAGCUGAAGGACGACAGUACCCGGAAUUCACCACAACCUGCGCAGGAGAAUCCUGUCGCCUAUCAGGGAGACGUCAAGACCCAGACGGGGUCGAACAACCUGGCUCCCAAUAAUGGAGGUGCCGAUUCGGCAAAAGCACCCCGGGGCCCCAUCGUCCCCGUUCUGUCUCCCGCCCCUGCCGACUGGCAUUCAGGCCCGGAGGAGCUGGUGGUCGCUUACACGGGCGGCAUUAUUCAAAAUUACCCCAACUUCAAGGAGAUGUGUCAGACUUACAUCGAUCGACUGAUCAUGAGAACCGGUCCUCAGAAAGGCGGCAAGUCUGUCUUCCUUCGCGAAGCUUCAGAUGGUGGUGUUAUCGGUGCUGGCGUUCUAGCCGGGAUGGUGGCUGGCCGAUGA
Rasamsonia emersonii CBS 393.64 is the source of this 1893-nucleotide messenger RNA. Its product is annotated as Hexokinase family protein XprF. Gene Ontology annotation, molecular function: D-glucose binding; glucokinase activity; ATP binding. NCBI's taxonomy places the organism in Eukaryota, Fungi, Ascomycota, Eurotiomycetes, Eurotiales, Trichocomaceae. Gene Ontology annotation, cellular component: mitochondrion; cytosol. Gene Ontology annotation, biological process: glucose 6-phosphate metabolic process; intracellular glucose homeostasis; glycolytic process. The transcript has 2 exons. The coding region runs from base 1 to 1893 and encodes 630 amino acids. The record is from RefSeq and is a predicted model, not a curated record.